Molecule: messenger RNA, 1396 nt
Organism: Planococcus citri (citrus mealybug)
Lineage: Eukaryota; Metazoa; Arthropoda; Insecta; Hemiptera; Pseudococcidae
Exons: 6
Coding region: 81-1349 (422 amino acids)
Biological process (GO): apoptotic DNA fragmentation
Cellular component (GO): mitochondrial inner membrane; nucleus
Molecular function (GO): metal ion binding; nucleic acid binding; single-stranded DNA endonuclease activity
Source: RefSeq, a predicted model, not a curated record
UGUCAUUGUCGUGAUCGUUAAAUGUUCAUACAACUACGUUCGUCGUGUAGAAAUCUAACUCAACAGUAAAUGUAGCAGGUAUGAAAUUAUUUAUGGUAAUUCUUUUAUUAAUGCAGAGUAUCAACUUUAGUAUGAAUGAAAAAGAUUGCGUAAUAAAAUUAAAUCCGAAAAAUUUGGACCGUCAACCAAUGUACUUCUUGAAAAGAAAUGAAAAGUACAAGUUCGCUAAACCAGUCCUGAAUAAGGAUGGAGAAGUAGACUUAUUAAUCAAACACUCGGAAUAUCUAAUUGUAUCCUGUCAUGCAACGAAUCUAAUUUUGAGGACAAGUCGAGUAGAGGAAAAUUAUUCAGCUUUUUGCAACGACGAUCGUUUAGAAACGUCGAGCUCAGAUGUACAAUUAGGAGAAUAUCAAUGUACGGAAAAUGUCGACUUCCAGAAGAAAAAUUUAGAAGAAACAUGCGCUGGACCAUUGUCUGAAUCAUACGAAAUUGGAAUUGAUGUUUUAUUUAGGCAGCAUUCAUCAAAGAUACCAGUAAUACCGCAGAAAUUGUUGGACUUUGUCAAAUGGUAUCCAUUGUAUUCGGUGUGUUUCAAUGAUUCCGUGAAAGAAACAAUUUACACCAGACACAUUAUCAAUGGUGCAUCUAUCAAAGCAAGACAAACAGGAAUCUCUAAAUCGUCCGAUAACAAAUAUGAAUUCGGUUCUGAAUUUCGUAUUCGUAAACACGAGAAGAUUAAUCCAGAUGACGCAUUUAAAUUGGACGAUCAACAACAAGGAAUGAUAGAAGAUCCAUCUUUCGUGCCUUAUUUCAAUCAUGAAAAGAAAAACUUGAUGAAAAAAACAUUGGUUCCUCCCGAAGAUAUGUUAUAUUUCGGUUGGCAACAGGCGUCUUACUUUUACUUGAAUAUUGCACCGAUGUGGAGUAAUUUGGAAUGCACGUGGAAAAACCUAGAGAAACAUAUCAGAAUAGCAGCUGCUAGAUACGAAACGGAGUUAAUUGUGUACACCGGAGUUUACGAAAAAUUUAGAAUAAAUGAUCAAGAAGUAACACUGGAUAAACACAUUAGAGCUAUCACAGUGCCCUUUUAUUUCUGGAAGAUCGUCUACCACAGAGUUAAUAGAAGUGGAAUAGCAUUUGUUAUGAAUAACGAUCCGUAUAAAAGAAAUCCUCGUCUGUGUAUACCCAAAGAUAAAAGUGUAGGAAGAACUUGGCCGAUAUACAACGAUGCAUACAGAUUAGGAUUGUUGUAUCCUUGUUUAGUGGAUGACUUACGUAAAGCGAUAAACCUACCAGAGGAAUCGCUGAAAUUUAUAAUCACUCAAGAAUUGUAUUAUCCGACGAAUUGAAAGCGUUUGGCUCAUAAAUUCUUUUUCUAUUAAAAAUUAUAUUGAUU